Molecule: messenger RNA, 1244 nt
Organism: Schistosoma curassoni
Lineage: Eukaryota; Metazoa; Platyhelminthes; Trematoda; Strigeidida; Schistosomatidae
Source: the annotation of a GenBank genome assembly
GACUGAUUGUUGUAACCUAAAUCACUGAAGUUACACAUUAUAUAAUCUGGUGAUCCAUUCCAGGGUUAGUGCGCCUACAGAUUCAUAACUUUCCUUACAUGUUUUAUCAGUAUCUAGUGUUUUUUUUCUACUUUUGGUUGCAAGGAGUCACGCGUUGCUGAACAAUCAACGCAGUUGCCACCGUAAACUCAGUUGAAAAUGUCAAGUAUAUAAAAAUCUCAGUGAUGGUGCAAGUACAGGAUAGAGAAACUGGUUUAUCGAAAAAUGAGUACCUUCUUGCUGGUUCUGUCAGUGGUUUUGUUGCUAGGGCAGUUGUACAACCUUUGGACGUAAUUAAAAUACGUUUUCAGCUACAAAUGGAACCAAUCGAAGUUUCCAGAACGAGCAAGUAUCAAGGUCUUAUGCAAGCCGUCAGGUGCAUAAGCAAGGAAGAGGGUGCUAUUGCUUUUUGGAAAGGUCAUGUUCCUGCUCAAAUGCAGUCGGUUACGUUCACUAGUGUUCAGUUUCUUACUUUUGAAGUGAUUCUUUCGUGGCUGCGUGAAGUCAACAGUCUCCUUAUUUCAGAUAACAAAAUAUUUGGCUUACCUAUUACCUACAAACCUAUUGGUAACUUUCUGUGCGGAUGUGGAGCGGGCUCUUUAGCAGCAGUAGUUACUCAACCAUUAGACGUCCUACGCACACGUUUCAUUGCUCAAGGUGAGCCGAAAACUUACGGGAGCAUGUCACAUGCAGCUGUUUCCAUCAUAACUCGUGAAGGUGCUCAAGGGUUUUUCCGUGGGCUUGUACCAUCUCUUCUUCUUAUAGCACCACAAACAGGGAUUCAAUUUGCCAUUUAUCAUUCAUUAAACCAAAUGAUUAAUCAAGGAAAGUAUUAUUUGCAUCCCAAUCUCAUUGAUAAGUCACCACAAUUCCAUAGCGGUAACCGUUCAGUUGGUCCUGUUCAAAGUUUGAUCUCUGGUGGACUUGCAGGGAUUGGAUCCAAAUGUGUAAUAUAUCCACUUGAUAUGGUGAAAAAACGUAUGCAAGUUCGGGGUUUUGAAGAAGCGCGUGCUCAAUUCGGUCGAAUUCCUAUCAGAAAUGAUGGUCUUUGUAGGUGCUUACUUGAAAUAUGGCAAAUGGAAGGAGCUUCAGCAUUUUUUAAAGGAUUAAGACCCACUUUACUCAAGUCUUUUGUUUCUAUCUCGUGUCGAUUUACUGUGUAUGAACAAAUUUGCAGAUUUCUACUUUAUCAAAAGCACUCAUAA